Hibiscus syriacus is the source of this 2439-nucleotide messenger RNA. RefSeq names its product probable LRR receptor-like serine/threonine-protein kinase At1g74360. The coding region runs from base 12 to 2369 and encodes 785 amino acids. Gene Ontology annotation, molecular function: protein binding. The transcript has 2 exons. The record is from RefSeq and is a predicted model, not a curated record. Lineage: Eukaryota; Viridiplantae; Streptophyta; Magnoliopsida; Malvales; Malvaceae.
AGAAGAAGACCAUGUUGUUAGAAGGCAAAGCUGACUCACGGUGUUCCACGUUCAUAACCCCAAUGUUCUUAAUCCUUAUUACAGCUUUUGCUGCUGCUGUUUCAGGGAGUUUUUCACUAGACGGAGACAAAGAAGUGUUGAUGCACCUGAAAUCUUUUAUUGAAGAACAAAACCGAGUGAAUCGAGGAAGAUACGUGGAGUGGAACCAAAGGAGCUCAAAUCCAUGUGAUUGGCAUGGAGUCUUGUGCUCUAAUGGCGGGGCAAGAAUCAUUGGAUUAGACCUUUCGGACAGCAAGAUUUCGGGGAAUAUAUUCAACAACUUCUCAGCCUUAACUGAACUUCAAUAUCUUGAUCUCUCAAAAAACACACUGAAUGGACCGGUUCUUGACGAUUUGAAUCGAUGCCACAACCUGAUGUACCUCAACUUAUCACACAAUAUCCUCGAAGGUGAGUUGAACUUGACUGGAUUGACCAGUUUAGAGAAGCUUGAUUUGUCCACUAAUCGGUUCCAGGGGGAGGUUAAGUUUAGUCUCCCAGAAUUUUGCCAUAGACUAGUUGUUGCAAAUCUUUCGGGGAAUAGUUUCUCUGGUCGACUCGAUUACUUCGAUGGGUGCUCGAAUUUGCAGUAUCUGGACUUGAGUUCCAACAGUUUUGGUGGUAACAUUUGGACAGGGUUUGCAAGGCUAAUUGAGUUUUCACUUUCUGGAAACUAUGUUACAGAAUCAGUCACAGCAUCAUGCUUUAAGGAGAAUUGUAGUUUGCAGGUAUUGGAUUUAUCAGAAAACAAGUUCCAUGGUGAAGUUCCGGUUGAGAUUUCGAAUUGCAAGAAUUUGGUCACCCUGAAUCUGUGGGGAAACGACUUUUCAGGGCCAAUUCCCUCAGUGCUGGGAUCAGUUUCGACCUUGGAAGGCUUACUAUUGGGGAACAAUCGUUUUUCUAGAGUGAUUCCUGAAUCUCUUUUGAACCUUAAGAAUUUGGCCUUACUGGAUUUGAGCAAGAACAGUUUUGGUGGAGAAGUACAAGAGAUUUUUGGGAGAUUCAAAUGGUUGAAAUCUCUUGCACUUCAUGGAAAUUCAUACACAGAUGGCUUACUUUCUUCUGGGAUUCACAAGCUAACGAAUAUGUCUCGACUUGAUCUAAGUUACAAUAACUUUUCUGGGGGGUUACCUGUUGAGAUCUCUCGAAUACUAGGCUUGGAGUUCUUAAUCUUAGCCUACAAUCAAUUUACCGGCGACAUACCAUUUGAGUAUGGGGACUUGUCAAAUCUACAAGUCCUUGAUCUCUCCUUCAAUGGCCUCUCCGGAUCGAUCCCAGCUUCCCUCGGAAACUUGAGAUCCCUACUGUGGCUAAUGCUCGCAAACAACUCAUUGACGGGCGAAAUCCCCCUUGAACUUGGAAACUGCACCAGCCUAUUAUGGCUAAACCUUGCUAACAACCAACUUUCCGGGAAAUUCCCUCUCGAUUUGACAAAUAUCGGAAGAAAUCCGAAUCCGACAUUUGAAUCAAAUCGGAAAAGAAAGCUGAUGAAUGUCGGUCCUACGGAGUGCUUGGUCGCUAAGAGGUUGCUAAACAUGGACUACUCACCUUUGCGUUUUGUGUACACAAUUUUUACCAUGAAGACUUGUAGAAGCAUAUGGGAUCGAUUGCUUAAAGGAUAUGGUUUUUUCCAAAUCUGCGCCGGAGGCUCACUGGUUCGGGAAUACAUGGUCUCAGGUUUUCUUCAGCUUAGUGGGAAUCAAAUUACAGGCGAUAUCCCUUCAGAUAUUGGUGAGAUGCAACAUUUGAGUGUGUUAGAUUUUGGUUCCAAUGAAUUCAGUGGGGAAAUGCCUAUAGAGCUGGAGAAGCUGUCGCUUCUAGUCCUAAACGUUUCCGGGAACAGAUUUUCAGGCCGAAUUCCGACGGAAAUAGGAAACAUCAAAUGCUUACAGGAUCUUGAUUUGUCACAAAACAAUUUUUCAGGCAUAUUUCCUGAGGAGCUUAGUAAGUUGACUGACCUAAGCAACUUCAACAUUUCGUUCAAUCCAUUCAUUGCUGGUAGAAUUCCAGUAACGGGACAAUUGGCAACAUUCGGGAAAGAAUCCUUCCUGGGAAAUCCACUAUUGCAGAUUCCUAAUUUCAUCUUGGACGGUCAACUUUCACCUCCGUCAUUGUCACCACCGCCUCCGCCGCCGCCGUCAAAGUCUAAUGAUGAAAGUGAAUUUUGGAAAGCAUUGCUAACAGGUUACGGCUGUGGAAUGCCAUUCGGAGUAGCUAUGUUAUGUUUCACUUUUCGAAAACGUGAACCAAAUUGGUUUGUCACGAUUGUUGAUGGCAUCCAUGAAUGGAAGGCGAAACGGUUACUGAAGAGGAAGCUGGCUCGAAGAAUCUGACAAUGGACUUGUAGAAAUUGAAUAGCUUUAAGAGUGUAUUGUAUUUGCUGAGAUGGUUUCAAAUAAUUUG